GAAAGAGUGAAUCUUCCGUCUGCCUGUUUUGUGUAAUUCCGUACAUGGACACUGAAACCUUAAAACAAAAUGGAAAAUGUGUUUCUGCAGAUUACGCCCUCGGACGAAUAACGAAUAUUCUAAAUUGGAAAGGUUGUUAAUAACGAGCUUUCCAAGUAAUUAAAAGAACAUUAAUUACAAUGAAUAACGGAAUGAUUGCCUUUCAAUAUUUCGUUUAUAACAUUUCCGGCGACCCCUUGGAUGAUAAUUUCACAUUCAUCUUCAACUCGAGUUUCUUCGAACAGACUGUUUGCGAAACAACUCAAACUUUCCUUUUCAAUACUAGUUUGGGAAUUGAAACUGCUGUCGGAGAAUGGGAAGCGUUAACUACUAUCGUCGUAUUGUCCGCCGUUAUUCUAGGAACCAUCUUCGGAAACAUUUUAGUUAUACUGGGUGUCUUUACCCACAAACCGCUACGGAUAGUGCCAAACUUUUUCAUAGUGUCGUUAGCUGUAGCAGAUUUGGGCGUAGCGGUGUUGGUGAUGCCCUUAAACGUCGCGUAUUCGACUCUAGGCCGCUGGCUUUGGGGCAAACACUUGUGCAAGAUGUGGCUGACUUGUGAUAUCAUGAGCUGCACCUCAUCCAUACUAAACUUAUGUGCCAUAGCACUAGAUCGAUACUGGGCGAUCACGGACCCAAUAAAUUAUGCGAACAAAAGGACAUUGAGAAGAGUGCUGUUACAAAUUGCCGGAGUUUGGUUGUUGUCGCUUGUUAUUAGUUCACCACCCCUGCUCGGAUGGAACGAUUGGCCAGAGGAAUUCACAAAAGACACUCCCUGUCAAUUAACAUCAGAGCCCGGCUACGUAAUCUAUUCGGCACUUGGCUCAUUUUUCAUUCCACUAGUAAUAAUGACCAUGGUGUAUAUACAAAUAUAUAUUGCUGCAAAACAGAGAUUUAGAAGGCGCACAUUGGCCACAAGAAUAUACAAAAAACGACCAGUAGUACACGUACAAAAUAAAGAGGACAGUCAAGAAAAUAAAGAGGACUCUGACAACGAUUCUGACAGUGGAGAAAGUGUUAAUAAAAAUCAGAGGAAAGCCUUCAAUGACAUUAAAAGAAACUUUUUUGUGCCGCUGCUUUUGCUUCAUGAUCCGGUUGCCAGGCAAAAACUUGAAGCCGAGAUAAACGACGGGCAACCAAAAUUGUCGCCUGGUAGUUGCGGAAGUGUAAAGAAGAGUUCAUCGUUUAAACACACAAAUCAGAAAAAGAGAAAGCAGGAAAAGCCGUUACUAGCGAGCGUCAGUAACAGCGGCGACGUGGUCCACCAGUUUAUUGAACAGAAACUUAAUCACAAUAAAGAUCACAAUAAUUUAAAAAUGUUGUCACCUGAAGACCAGCAAGUACAAAUAUGCCUACUUAAAUCCAAUUUGGAAGAAAUCGAAAGUAGCUUGGUUGUUCAGCGUUCGGCUCUGCCGGAGCUAGACGAGGAGAAUGAGCGACAGUACCGGGAGACUAUGACGGCGCUGAAGGUGUCGCGCGCGCAGAACGAACAGAUCGAGAGGCUCAAGCAGGAAAACGUUCGACUGACAGCGAAACGUACGCAGCUGAAACACCAGUGCGAGGGCUUGGCGGAGGCCCUGCAGGCGGCGCGCGACACCCGCGCCCGGGUCAUCGGCCUCAUCAAGGAUGAGGAGCGAGCAGAAGAGAGUUACAUACGUUCUUACGAAGACUCGCUGGGAAAGAAGGCGGAGCGUUUUAGGCAGACUCGGAGCUUUUACAACGAAGAAAAGAUGACUCGGGAAUUCGAAGAAGUAAAUAAGACGAAUUCCGAGUUAGAGGGCGAAGUGACACGACGUCAACAAAUCGUCGGCGAGCUGGGGAAGAAACUUGAAACUAUGAAACCGGAGAUUCCUGAAAACUUGCCUUUGGUGAUGGGAAAAAUGGAGUUAGUAGAGAAACUGAAAUUGUUUACGAAAAAUUGCGAAGAUCUUCGACAGAAAGUGAAUGAUCUGAAGAAAAGGGAUUCUUAUUUUAGUACUUCACCGUAAAUAUUUGCAUUGUUAAAUC
Leguminivora glycinivorella is the source of this 2046-nucleotide messenger RNA. RefSeq names its product octopamine receptor-like. Gene Ontology annotation, molecular function: octopamine receptor activity. The record is from RefSeq and is a predicted model, not a curated record. NCBI's taxonomy places the organism in Eukaryota, Metazoa, Arthropoda, Insecta, Lepidoptera, Tortricidae. The transcript is spliced from 8 exons. The coding region runs from base 180 to 2027 and encodes 615 amino acids. Gene Ontology annotation, biological process: adenylate cyclase-activating adrenergic receptor signaling pathway. Gene Ontology annotation, cellular component: membrane.